CCAGCAGCCACCCGGUUCACAGGGAGCUUUUCUUCUCCUCAUAUCAGCGCAGGCAGCGGUAGCGGCAGCAGCAGGAGCGGUAGCGGCGGAUUCUCUGACCGCACACACCGGAUAUUCAUCACGUUACAGAAACAAGAGGGACACUUUCCUGACUCGUGUCCUCCCCGUCGCACCUCGCAGACUUGGGCCGUCUUCGCUUUUUUCUUUUUUCUUUUUUUUUUCUCCCCCCUCUCCAUUUUUUAUUUUCGUGCGCUCCCCCCUCCCUCCCUCCUUCCCUCCCCUCCUCCUCCUGACAGACAGACAGACAGGCAGGCAGACAGACGGGCAGACAGCUCCUCCGUGGCGCACUCGGGCUUCGUGGACCGACAUGGUAGAUUAUCACGCUGCCAACAACCAGGCGUCCUCCGGCGGAGUGCAAACCUACAUGGAGCAGGAGAACGACUGGGACCGGGACCUGCUGCUGGACCCGGCCUGGGAGAAGCAGCAGAGGAAGACGUUCACGGCGUGGUGUAACUCCCACCUGAGGAAGGCCGGCACGCAGAUCGAGAACAUCGAGGAGGACUUCAGGGAUGGACUCAAACUCAUGCUGCUGCUGGAGGUCAUCUCAGGCGAACGGUUACCCAAGCCCGAGAGAGGCAAGAUGAGGGUCCACAAGAUCAACAACGUGAACAAAGCCCUGGACUUCAUCGCCAGCAAGGGAGUCAAACUGGUGUCUAUCGGAGCGGAGGAAAUCGUGGAUGGAAACGCCAAGAUGACCCUGGGAAUGAUCUGGACCAUCAUCCUCCGCUUCGCCAUCCAGGACAUCUCUGUAGAAGAGACUUCUGCCAAGGAGGGUCUUCUCCUGUGGUGCCAGAGGAAGACGGCUCCCUACAAGAACGUCAACGUGCAGAACUUCCACAUUAGCUGGAAGGACGGCCUCGCCUUCAACGCUCUGAUCCACAGACACAGACCCGAUCUCAUCGACUACGACAGCCUCAGAAAGGACGACCCCGUGACCAACCUGAACAACGCCUUCGAGGUGGCUGAGAAGCACCUGGACAUCCCCAAGAUGUUGGACGCUGAAGACAUCGUGGGCACUCUGAGGCCAGAUGAGAAGGCCAUAAUGACCUAUGUAUCCUGCUUCUAUCACGCCUUCUCUGGCGCACAGAAGGCCGAGACAGCCGCGAACCGCAUCUGCAAAGUUCUGGCUGUGAACCAGGAGAACGAGCAGAUGAUGGAGGACUACGAGAAACUGGCCAGCGACCUGCUGGAGUGGAUCCGUCGGACCAUCCCCUGGCUGGAGAACCGGACUCAGGAGAAGACGGUGAAUGACAUGCAGGCCAAGCAGGAGGACUUCAGAGACUACCGCUGCGUGCACAAACCGCCCAAGGUCCAGGAGAAAUGUCAGCUGGAGAUCAGCUUCAACACUCUGCAGACCAAACUGAGGCUCAGCAACAGACCUGCCUUCAUGCCGUCAGAAGGACGCAUGGUGUCUGAUAUCAACGGAGCGUGGCACACCCUGGAAGGAGCAGAGAAGGGCUACGAGGAGUGGAUCCUCAGCGAGAUCAGACGUCUGGAGAGACUGGAGCAUCUGGCCGAGAAGUUCCACCAGAAGGCUGCCAUCCACGAGUCCUGGACCGACGGUAAGGAGGCCAUGCUGACCCAGAAAGACUACGAGACCUCCACCCUGUCAGAAGUGAAGGCGUUGCUACGGAAACACGAGGCCUUUGAGAGCGACCUGGCAGCUCAUCAGGACAGAGUGGAGCAGAUCGCCGCCAUCGCACAGGAGCUCAAUGAACUGGACUACUACGACUCCGCCAGCGUCAACGCUCGCUGCCAGAAGAUCUGUGAUCAGUGGGACGUCCUGGGAGCUCUGACCCAGAGCCGCAAAGAGUCACUGGAGAGGACAGAGAAGCAGCUGGAGUCGAUAGAUGAGCUUUACCUGGAAUACGCCAAGAGAGCGGCGCCCUUCAACAACUGGAUGGAGGGAGCGAUGGAGGACCUGCAGGACAUGUUCAUCGUCCACAACAUCGAGGAGAUCCAGGGUCUGAUCACAGCCCACGAGCAGUUCAAGUCCACCCUGUCGGAGGCCAACAAGGAGCGCGAGGCCAUCCAGUCCAUCCAGGCCGAGGUGCAGAAGAUCGCCCAGAGCAACGGCAUCAAGCUGAGCGGAGCCAACCCCUACACCACCAUCACACCGGAGAGCAUCGACAACAAGUGGGAGAAGGCGAUGGCCAUGGUGCCGCUGCGUGACAACGCGCUGCAGGACGAGCUCAACAAGCAGAACUCCAACGACACUCUGAGAGCUACGUUCGCCACCCAGGCCAACACGGUCGGCGCCUACAUCCAGGCCAAGAUGGAGGAGAUUGGCAGGAUAUCCAUCGAGAUGAACGGCACCCUGGAGGACCAGCUGACCAGUCUGAAGGACUAUCAGACCAACAUCAUGUCUUACAUGCCUGAAAUCAACAAGCUGGAGGGAUGUCACCAGCUCAUCCAGGAGGCCCUGAUCUUUGACAACCAGUACACCUCCUACACCAUGGAGCACCUGCGCGUGGGCUGGGAGCAGCUGCUGACCACCAUCGCCAGGACCAUCAACGAGGUGGAGAACCAGAUCCUGACCCGCGACGCCAAGGGCAUCAGCCAGGAGCAGCUGUACGAGUACCGCGCCUCCUUCAACCACUUCGACAAGGACCACAGCGGGGCCCUGAUGGCCGAGGAGUUCAAGGCCUGUUUGAUCAGUCUGGGCUACGAUGUGGAGAACGAUAAGCAGGGCGACAGUGAGUUCAACCGCAUCAUGGGCAUCGUGGACCCGAACGGCAGCGGCGCCGUCACCUUCCAGGCCUUCAUCGACUUCAUGUCCAGGGAAACGACCGACACGGACACGGCCGACCAGGUCAUCGCCUCCUUCAAGAUCCUGGCCGCUGAUAAGAACUACAUCACGGCCGACGAGCUGAGGAGAGAGCUCCCGCCCGACCAGGCCGAGUACUGCAUCGCCCGCAUGGCGCCCUACUCGGGGCCGGACGCCGUCCCCGGAGCCCUGGACUACAUGUCCUUCUCCACCGCCCUGUACGGGGAGAGCGACCUGUAGAGGAGGAGGAGGAGAGAGGAAGAGGAGGGGCUGGACAGACGAGGGGGGGAGGGAAGAGGAGGGGAGGGGUCCGUGGCGGGGGUGCCCCUGCGUGUGCCGGUUUAGAAAUCACCAGAUUGAACUGUAGAAGAGGAACUAAGCUCAGUCUGUGGUAGAGGUUUAAAUGAACGGGCAUAUCCUGGGGGGGGACGGUGGACGGGGGGCGGCUGUGGGACAGGGACACAGUUGCCCUGUAGUGUGGGUCCUUAGCUUCACCCUCUCUGCCUUUGUGGGGGGGGGGGGCGUCAAACAGGGGAGGGACGGGGGGGGGGGACACAAGCUAAUCUGAUACUUAUGCUAAUUUUUUUGUUUAUUUUAUUAUAAUUUUUUUCUUCUUGCCAGGAGGGGUCAGGGUGUUAGACGGGGGGGGGGGGGGGGGUUUGAUGUGGAGACUGGCAAGGUUUGUGUAUUAGAUCCUCGAGAGAUAUAUGCUGCGGGGUUGGGAGGGGGGGCAACAAAAGGGGUGUUGAGCAACCAGAGAUAAGACGACAUAUUUACCCAUAAUUCCCUUGUUGCUGGAUAAGGUGACCUGUCUAACCUCAGCUCUGCUCCUCCUCCUGUCUGUUUAUUUCUCUUCUCCUUUAUUUCCUGGAGCAGGGGGGGC
This is a messenger RNA of Mugil cephalus (flathead mullet), 3710 nucleotides long. RefSeq names its product actinin, alpha 4 (gene actn4). Gene Ontology annotation, cellular component: cell junction; cell projection; plasma membrane. Lineage: Eukaryota; Metazoa; Chordata; Actinopteri; Mugiliformes; Mugilidae. Bases 368 to 3067 code for a protein of 899 amino acids. The record is from RefSeq and is a predicted model, not a curated record. Gene Ontology annotation, biological process: muscle cell development; actin cytoskeleton organization. The transcript is spliced from 22 exons. Gene Ontology annotation, molecular function: calcium ion binding; actin filament binding.